Messenger RNA from Labrus mixtus (cuckoo wrasse), 7228 nucleotides. It is a transcript of the gene hace1, whose product is annotated as HECT domain and ankyrin repeat containing E3 ubiquitin protein ligase 1. The record is from RefSeq and is a predicted model, not a curated record. Lineage: Eukaryota; Metazoa; Chordata; Actinopteri; Labriformes; Labridae. Gene Ontology annotation, molecular function: ubiquitin-protein transferase activity; protein binding. The transcript has 25 exons. Gene Ontology annotation, biological process: proteasome-mediated ubiquitin-dependent protein catabolic process; positive regulation of protein catabolic process; protein polyubiquitination. Bases 193 to 2994 code for a protein of 933 amino acids. Gene Ontology annotation, cellular component: nucleus.
GACAGGGGCGAUGAGAGUGUUUGAGCACAACAGGAAAAUAUGAGCGGACUGUAAAUCGGAGAGGGACGGUUCUCCUGUCGGCCAGCGCCCAUGGCCCGCUCUCAGGACCUCCACACCCCGGCGAGGAGCUCCUAAAGCCGCCGCCAGAGGCUUCUUCUUCCCCGCGGUUCAUCGCUGGUGAUCCGUUCACCUAUGAUGGAACGGGCGAUGGAGCAGCUAAACGUACAGCUCAGCCGGCUGACCCGCUCCCUCCGCCGGGCCAGAACCGUGGAACUCCCGGAAGAUAAUGAGACUGCAGUAUACACACUGAUGCCAAUGGUGAUGGCUGACCAGCACAGGUCGGUUUCAGAGCUUCUACUCAACUCCAAGUUUGAUGUGAACUACGCCUUCGGUCGGGUGAAGAGAAGUCUGCUGCACAUCGCUGCUAACUGUGGAUCUGUGGAGUGUCUGGUUCUCCUGCUGAAGAGAGGCGCUAACCCAAACUAUCAGGACAUCUCAGGCUGCACCCCUCUGCACCUCGCUGCCAGGAACGGACAGAAGAAGUGCAUGGGCAGACUGCUGGAAUAUAACGCUGACGUCAACAUCUGCAACAACGAGGGUCUGACUGCUAUCCACUGGCUGGCGGUGAACGGCCGGACGGAGCUCCUCCAUGAUCUGGUCCAGCACGUGACCAACGUGGACGUGGAGGACGCCAUGGGGCAGACGGCUCUGCAUGUCGCCUGUCAGAACGGACACAAAACAACGGUGUUGUGUCUUCUGGACAGCGGCGCCGACAUCAACCGGCCGAACGUCUCUGGAGCCACGCCCCUUUACUUUGCCUGCAGUCACGGUCAAAGAGACACGGCUCAGAUUCUGCUCUCUCGAGGAGCCAAAUACCUCGCCGACAAGAACGGCAUCACUCCUCUGGAUCUCUGCGUGCAGGGAGGAUACGGGGAGACCUGUGAGAUCCUGAUCCAGCAUCACAGCAGACUGUUCCAGAGUCUGAUCCAGAUGACGCAGAACGAUGACAUCAAAGAGAACAUGCUCAGACAGGUCUUCGAGCAUGUGUCUCAGCAGAGCGACGGUCACUAUCAGAGGAUCCUGACCAGUCUCGCUGAAGUCGCCACGACCAACGGACACAAACUGCUCAGCCUGUCCAGCAGUUUCGAGGCACAGAUGAAGAGUCUGCUGAGAAUCGUUCGCAUUUUCUGCCACGUGUUCCGCCUGGGGCCGUCGUCCCCGAGCAACGGCAACGACAUGGGCUACAACGGCAACAAGACGCCUCGCAGCCAGGUCUUUAAGAUGUGUGUGUCACAGAAGGAGGUUAAGAUGGUCCAAAAAGACGACUGUCCCUGGGCAGGUUCUGCCUUCCUAGAUCCGCUGGAGCUGCUGUGGCACUCCCUGGACGAGUGGCUGGUGCUCAUCUCCACAGAGCUGGACAGGAACAGGAAGAACCCGUCCUCCUCCUCCUCCAGCAGCGAGAUCGCCUCCCUGCUCCUCAAACAGCGGGAGGCCGACCCCUCGGCCUCGGCCUCGGCCUCGGCGCCGAAGCUCCCGUCCCUGCUGGACCCUCAGAUCGUCAUGGAAACAGAGGUGUACCCCGACGGGGAGGACGUGAUCUCCAUGACGGCCAAUCGUCUCAGUGCGGUGAUCCAGGCCUUCUACAUGUGCUGCUCCUGCCAGAUGCCACAAGGAAUGACGUCCCCUCGUUUCAUCGAGUUCGUCUGCAAUCACGACGAGGUGCUGAAGUGUUUUGUAACCAGGAAUCCAAAGAUCAUCUUUAACCACUUCCACUUCCUGCUGGAGUGUCCUGAGCUGAUGUCACGCUUCAUGCAUAUCAUAAAGGGACAGCCCUUCAAGGAUCGCUGUGAGUGGUUCUACGAGCAUCUGCUGGCCGGCCAGCCCGACUCCGACAUGGUUCACCGUCCGGUCAACGAGAACGACAUCCUGCUCAUCCACAGAGACUCUAUCUUCAGUAGCAGCUGUGAGAUGGUUUCAAAGUCCACCAACGAGAAGCUCAAACAGGGCAUCGCUGUCCGGUUCCACGGGGAGGAGGGCAUGGGUCAGGGUGUGGUGCGGGAGUGGUUCGACAUCCUGUCCAAUGAGAUCAUUAAUCCAGACUACGGACUGUUCACGCAGUCAGCUGACGGCACCACUUUCCAGCCCAACAGUAACUCGUCAGUGAACCCGGACCACCUGAACUACUUCAGGUUUGCGGGUCAGAUCCUGGGUCUGGCUCUGUAUCACAGACAGCUGGUCAACAUCUACUUCACCCGCUCCUUCUACAAACAUAUACUCGGUAUCCCAGUGAACUACCAGGACGUGGCGUCCAUCGAUCCGGAGUACGCCAAGAACCUGCAGUGGAUCCUGGACAACGACAUCAGCGACCUGGGCCUGGAGCUCACCUUCUCCGUGGAGACGGACGUGUUCGGAGCGAUGGCGGAAGUCCCGCUCAAACCCGGAGGAACGAGCAUCCUGGUAACCCAGGACAACAAGGCGGAGUACGUCCAGCUGGUGACGGAGCUCAGGAUGACUCGAGCCAUCCAGCCUCAGAUCAACGCCUUCCUGCAGGGUUUCCACACCUUCAUCCCCCCCUCGCUCAUCCAGCUCUUCGACGAGUAUGAACUGGAGCUCCUGCUGUCGGGGAUGCCAGAGAUCGAUGUGCAGGAUUGGUGCAGGAACACCGAGUACACCAGCGGCUACGACCGAGAGGAGCCGGUCAUCCAGUGGUUCUGGGAGGUGGUGAAGAGCCUGACUCAGGAGGAACGGGUCCUCAUGCUGCAGUUUGUCACUGGAAGUUCCAGGGUUCCUCACGGGGGCUUCGCUUUCCUGAUGGGGGGCAGCGGUUUACAGAAGUUCACAGUCGCCGCCGUGCCGUUCUCCUCCAACCUGCUGCCUACCUCCAGCACCUGCAUCAACAUGCUGAAACUCCCAGAGUACCCGAGCCAGGAGGUCCUCAGAGACCGGCUGCUGGUGGCGCUGCAUUGUGGGAGCUACGGGUACACCAUGGCGUGAUGGUCGCCAUCCACUUCCUGCUGCACACACUGUUUCUCUGCUGCUGCUUCUGCUGGACGAAGAAGGGAAAUCCAGGUUCUUCUUUUUACGAGCUGCUGGAUGGAGAGGGACAACAGACUGAACGAGACCAGGACCUGGAUCUCACCUCGUACCUGUGCCAAAACUUCUGUUUGAUUGAUUGAAGUUGGUAUCUGGUAAUUUAUGCAAAAAAAAAAAAAAAAAAAAAAGUUUUCAUGCAUUUAAUUAUUACAAAUCAGCAUUUAUAGCAUAGAUCCUGUUUGGAUAACUGAAUGUAGACGAUCGAUUACCUGGAUUAAAAACAGAAUCAUUUAUUAUCAAUCUAAAGGCAUCAUAUCCAUGUCGUAGAUUUGCAGGUUUCUUUAAGGUGUCUUCAUCAGACCGACAUAAAAAAAAAAGAUCAGCUGAAGCUGCUUUUGCCUCAAUUUAAAAAAAACAUUUUCACUAUUUUUGAAACACGGGACCCGACUUUGACAUAUUUUACAGUCUUGAUGACUGACAGGCAGAAACGAUCUUUGAUGGUCUCCAGUAGAUUUCUGCAGCCUGCAGCAGUGAAACAGGCUGUGAGGGCUGCAACGUAAUGCCUCAUCAAUCAAAAGUGAGUCCACUAAAAGUUCAGUUUUUUUGUCCCUGACAGGUUCAGAUUGUUUUUCUGAGUGUCUGAGAACAUCACAGAAAUGGAAGAUGGCUUUACUCUCUUCAGAGACACCAGACUCUGUUCAUAACAUCAGUCCUUUAACCUCACAGAAAACAGGACUGAUGUGAUUCACUGCUGCCUCCAUCACUUAGUUUGUUUCUCUCUGUAAACUUGUCGGACACUUGAAAGCUGUUUUCACUCAAACACUCCUAAAAAAAUCUCUAGAGCCUUUUGGUCCUGAAGAUGUAUUUUCUAUAUCUAGUAAUACUUUUACAAUUCGGGCUGCACGAUAUUAGAAAGACUCAGAUUGCAAUAUCUUUUCUUCCUGCGAUAUUUGUUAGCAUUUAAAACAAGUCCUCUAUACGACGCUAUAAUGAGAAUAUUUUUCUUUAUAUCAAUGCUACGUGUAGUUGAACAGAAUCUCAAUCUGAACUAAUGAGUGGAGAAGAACAUCCUGGAGAACAGGAAACAUAAUGCAGCAGGUUCAUUAGAGCACGGAGAUCGUAGCGGUGGCGUGCAGACAGUCAUAGGAUAGAAACGUCACCACCCCCUCCCACUGGCUCCAGGUGAAUUCUCCUGAUAAUAUCCUGCUGCGUUCUCACAUCAGCUCACUCUGACUUUCUGCUGAAACGAUACUAGAGGUCUGUCAGGAGAAACUCCGGGUGAAGUCUAGGUGAAAAACUCAGCUGUUUGUGUUCACACAUGCAGCUCCUCCUGGAAAUAUCAGGAGUUUUUCAGGAGUUUUCUUCAAGUGUGAAAGCUCUAUGCGUAAAGAGAAUCGGACCAGAAUUUUUAAAAAAAAGCACAAUAUGUUCUCACAUUUUUCAAUAUUUCAAUAACGAAAGGAAGAGCUUAUAAACGUCAUCACCCACGCCCAAUUUUGUUGAAUAUUUUCUUCUGCUUUCUCACAUCAGCUCAUCUGACUUUUUUCUGAAUUGAAUGACGCUGAAAUUCAGGAAAACGGGCGAUGUAAAGUCGGGGGUGAAAACAUUACCGCGUGGGAACUGUUCAGGAGUUUAUGUGUUUGUGUGAGAAUGAGAAUCUGAUGCAGUCAGUGACAAUUAUAUGACACUUUUGGUGGACAGACGUUAUCUGUGGUAUUUGCCUCAAAGGAUUACUUUACAGUCUGUUUCACUGCUGCAGGCUGAAGGAUCUACUGGAACACAUUCUGUACCUGUUAGUCCUCAAGGUCGUCAAAUAUGUAAAAUAAGGGCUGUAGUUAACUGUAAAUCGCCUUUAAAGCUUGAAGACUUUUUUCUGUCUUUCUGUUUCACACCGCCCGUCUUUGGUCCGAUAGUCCUCACUGUCAUCACACACAUAUGUUCCCAUUUUUCUUAUUUUAAAGACUAAAAUGUUUUUCUUUAAAGGAGCGAUCAGUUUGAAGAUUUCAGGGUUGGCUUUUUGGCCGUCGCCAUCUUGGUUUUUCUGGAGCCAGAAGUGACCAUAUUUGGUCGACAGGGUGGGGCUUAGGAGAAGCGAGGAGAUUAGAAACUCAAAUAUCAAAGAGGAUGGUAAUUUUGGAUGGCAACAAAAAGGAUUCAACCUCAAUAUCAUUACAGAAAAUGUAUCACAAACACUUCAGAGUAUCUUUAGGUUGAAGUAUGGAUUCAGAUCUUGUGAGUUUGGCUCCUUUAAGAAAGAAAUCAGUGUUUUCAUGCCAAAUAUCAGCCCUGUGUGUGUGUGUGUGUGUGUGUGUGUGAAUUAAGUUAUUAACAGCAUAAAGACAGUUAUUAAAACAUCUCGAGGAAAUAUUAGAUUAAUCAUCUCGAUAGGAUUGAUGAACACAGAAGAGAAAUGAUGCCAGGAAAUAGAAAAAUGAGAAUAAAGUCUUCAUUUUGAUAGUGAAGUAAAAAUGUUGUGAUCGAAGUUUAAAGUAUAAACGUCGAGAAUGAAGACUUAAAGGCUUAAUAUGUGAUUUUUCACACUUAAAUAUAAUAUAAAUGAAGUAUAUCCUCUGAAAAUAACUCUGUGAGUCAUGACUGUCUACAAUGGGUGUAACACCCGAGUCCCACUGUCUGUGAUGUUUUCAGAGUUUUCAGAGUCCUAUCUUCACUUUGUUUACAUCGCCGGGACGGCCGGCUGACUCCUCCCCUCGCGUAUAAAAGUUGUUUAAUUGAGGGACUAGAGAAAAGAAGAAUAACAUACUGUACUCACUGCUUAACUGUGUUUCUAGAUCACGCUCAUUUCAGGUAAAUUUACAUGCAGUGUGAAGAUACGAGCAUAAUAAAGAUCGCUAGCAUUAGCAUGCUAACACAACAAUGCAGCGCGAGUUGUUUUGGUUUCAUGCUGGUGCUCAAGGGCGACAUCUGCUGGAUCAAAACAUCACAUAUAAAGCCUUUAAAGGUCCUGUGAGGAGUUUUUGUCAGGUUCUGAAACACACUGAAAUGACUACUGAUGCCUUUAUAUGACUUUAGAAAACCAAACGAACUCCAUCAGCGAGGAGAUUCAUUAUCUUUAAGUUAUCUGUAAAGACUGUAACGGCGCCGCGGGGUUCACGCUGCAAAAAAAACUUAAUUUAUAUUCUCCACAGCAAAUAUGAUGAGAUUAGAUAAACAGGUUGAGAUAUUUUGUGAAGAAAAAUGAACUUCAUACACAUGAACGGGUCAAGAUCGGUAAAGAGAUAUUAUCCACUUUGUCCACAGGGGGCGCCAAAAUCCACAAACUGAAAGUUCCUCAGUUAAAUGUUGGUGAUAAAUUCAAAGUGUAAAUUAUUUAGUCUCAAUUUUAAGAAGACAUAACAAGUAAAUCACAUUUUUAUAUUCUUCAAGUUUAACUUCAUUCUCAAUAUUUUAAUUUAUUCUUAAAAUCGCGACUUGAUUCUCAAAUUCACAUUUUUAGAAGAUUUGUCCUUUUUUUUUUCUUGCACCUUUUUUCCCGUUUACAGUUCUGAUGAAGUUUAUGAACUAAAAGACAACCAGGUUAUUAUUUCUUGACACUUUAUUGAUCUUGCCUGAGCUUCACCGUAGAUUGAUAGAGAUUUUGUAAAACAGAAACCUACAGACGAAUAACGACGCUGAUUGGUCGAGCCGUUUUUUUGUGUCAUUCGUCCGCAUGAGCACUUCAUCGCUGUGACAUUAAGUGCACGUGUCAUUCUGACUGUUGUUCGACGGUCUUUGUCGUUUUUGUUCGGUGUGAUUUGCUGGUAUCUGCGUCCGUGCUUCAUGAAUGAAUAUCAAUCUUCUUCGGUUCUGUUUUUUUUCUGUUUUGUCGAUUUUCAGAAGAAGAAGCCGUAAACAAAUGUUUGGCUCGCUGUGCCAAGAAAAAAAAAACCUUGAAAAGCUGCGAUGGUUUUUUUCUGAUUUGUAUAUUUUUGCCUCCAAAAGCAUGCUGGACAUUUCCUUUCUUCUAAGAGGUGCAGGGACCCUGUGUUGUUUUUUUUUUUUUUUAAAGUGAGUGUACAUAUUGAUUUCACAUUAUCUAUCAGUAUUGUUUUCAAUCCUUCAACUGAAAUGCUUUUGUAAACUGAAUGGAGCCUUUAUACAUGAAUCUGUAAAUGUCUUCAGUAUCAAAUGACGUAUUUUACCAUGAAUAUAUUUGUUGUGCUUCAAGAUUUUAUCCAAUAAAAACUCGUUUUUGACA